UGAUUCAUGCAGUGCUGAGCAAUAUACCGGUAUCAGUCAUCCAAUACUCUGCUGCAUGCUGCUAGAUGAUGUGGAAGCAGGCAUGGAGUUGAACACAGAUCAAGAAAUUGGAAGCAUGGAGUGUGAUGGGGUCAACCCCGUCCAAGACCCGGUUGAUGGACUGUUGGAGGACAUCACCAUCGAAGAACCAUCACAUCAUGAUGACCUCUAUAACAAAGCAAGCAUUCAAGACAUUCCGCUCCAUCAGGAAGAUCCAAGCAGUGCACAGAAUGGAUCAGCAAGCUCUGAAAGUUGCUGUAACCAUAGCGAAGAUGAAGAUGAUGAUAAAAUGCUGUGUAUCUUGCAAUUCAGCAAAAGCACUAACAUGGCAACAAAGAAUUGGCUCUUGUCCUUUCUAAAGGCUCCAGAGAAGGAGGGAGGAGGGGAACUCCUAGUCAGCACCAUCCAAACCAAGAACAACGGUGAUGGAGACAUUGUACUCCAGCUUGGAGCAACAAGGGAGAGGCUCCUUGAGGGAGCUGAGAAGAUCUGUAUCAGGAAGAAAUGCAAGGAUGGAUCCCUGAGGGAAUUCAGUAGGGGACAUCGGGAUCACUUUGACAGUGGAAAUAAAUGUUUCCUGACUACUUGCGAGAAACAGCGUGUAAUCUACUACCUCCUUACUAAUGUUCGAAGUUCAAAAGAAGAAGACAUUCCUGGUACCGAGACCAAAAAGCUAACCCUUCACCCAGAACAAAGAAUAGUGCCUAAGAUGAUGAACAGUGGACUUAUUGAUGGAAUCUAUCCCCUACACACCUUAUCUGAACUCAUAUCAUUAGAGAAUCAUUGGUAUAAUCAUUCCAAUUACUUCCAAGGUCAACCAAUAGAGAUGAUCAGGGACUACUUUGGAGAGAAGAUUGGCAUCUACUUCUCCUUUCUUGGAUUCUAUACCAAGGCUCUGUUUCUCCCCGCUGCCUUUGGACUCAUCUACUUUCUCCUGGAUACAUUUGUCGGCCAUCUCCCCCAUGGCUAUGCUAUCUUUGCCAUCUUCAAUCUCUUCUGGACCACCUUGUUCCUAGAGUUCUGGAAGAGGAAGUGCAGCUCAAAGGCUUUUCGAUGGGGAACCUACGGUAUGGUGAAAUUUGAGGAGCCAAGGGCGGAGUACCACGGACCGAUCGGCACCAACCCUGUGACCGGACGAAGAGAACCUCGCUACCCAGAGUCCAAACGUUUCUACAAGAAAUACUGUGUUUCAGCCCCAAUCAUCCUGGUCUUCCUCUGCCUUGCCUUUCUCAUGAUGUUAGGCUUCUUCUGGUUUGAAGAUUACCUCAAGACCAAAGUGGAUGUCAACACCACCGUCGGAGGCCUGGUGCUCCUACUGCCGAGUGUGCUCUAUGCUGUCGUCAUCAUCAUCGUCAACUCCUUCUACCGCAAGAUUGCAAGCUUUCUCAACGAUUGGGAAAACCAUCGUCUUCAGUCAGCUCAUGAAAACAACUUGAUUCUUAAACUCGUUGUGUUUGACUUUGCAAAUUGUUUCAUGUGCCUGUUCUUCAUUGCCUUCUACUUGCAAGAUAUGGUCAAACUACGCAAGUACCUAUCAACCCUACUCAUCAUCCAACAAUUCAUUGAACAAUUCCUUGAGACCGCUCUACCCUAUCUCAUCCUGAGGUUCUGGCGUGGUAGAAAGGAUGAUGAUGUUGCCAAGGCUAAGAAAGAUGAUGAUGCUCCUCGAGAGGGUGGAAAGAAAGAUGCGGCUCAGCUGGUAGCAGAACAGAGCAAGAUGGACCAUUAUCCAGGGACGUUUGAUGACUACCUUGAGCUGUUCCUGCAGUUUGGUUAUGUAUUCCUCUUCUCAGCUGUGUUCCCGUUGGCUGCUGUCUUUGCUCUACUUAACAAUGUGAUCGAGGUCCGCAGUGAUGCCUUCAAGCUCAGCAGAGUCUGUCAGAGACCGUUCGGACAGGCCGUAGCAGAUAUUGGUACAUGGCAGAUCACCUUUGAGAUAAUGAGUAUCAUAGCAGUCCUUACCAAUGUAGCAUUGAUGGCACUAUCACCCGAGAUCCAGUCUAUGUUUCCUGACAUGUCUACCACCAAAUACAUCCUCCUCUUUGUGAUUGUAGAGCACAUCUUUCUAGCCUUCAAGGCUGCCAUAGCUAUCUUAAUUCCUGAUCUACCUCAAUGGAUGGAGGUAGAGCUAGCCAAGGAGGAGUUUGAAUCUAGAAUAGCUCUUGCUGAGAGGAAAGCAGCAGAGUUGACCCGCCAGCUAUCCUUCAGCAUAGACAAGGAGAACGGAGGUAAUAUGAAGGCUGCCCUCUCUGAAGCCCAAGCAGUGCAGGCCAGUGAUGCUCACUGAUUGGUCAAAUGAAACCUACCAGAUUUGUUUCUUAUAUAGCUGACACAGUAUGGAGUAAAAGAGUUUUAUAUGACCUGUAUUAACAGAGUUACUAACGCAAGUUUGUGCUUUCAUGUGUAAAGCAUUUCAAUGAUUUAACAUAUGUAUAUUUAUUUAUAUUUUUCAUUAAUAUCAAUAAAAGUUGAAUGAGUAAUUGUAAGAAAGGGUUUUGUUAUUUUAUUAAAUAACACAAUAUUUGUGUCAACCUAGGGAAUGGAAUGUUCUUGUAAAUUAAAGUAUGUGUUUGAGAAACAUCCAAUACAAUCAGUUGAAAUUUUGAUCAGGGCCCAGCUUGUAUAACUUUGCAUUACCUCAAACACACGGCAUAAGGAGUUAGGGUUAAUCUCAAACUUGUGAAUGAACUGGAACAAUUGCAAGUGUUUAUACUUUAGGAUUUUGUAAUACUGAAAAAUCUUUAUUUUAAUCUGAACUCGAAUACAAUAUCGGAAGUGUAUUCUCACUAAAGCAUUAACUCCUGUACUUCAUCUCUUGAUUGUUAUGCAACUCUUUAUAUCAUUAUUAACACUCUCAACCGUGUCAAAUUGGACUGCAAGACACCUAUUACACUGCGCAAUAGAAGAACCAAUUUGUCUGUGUGUCUCCUAUACUCAGUAUGUUUAUAAUAAUAAUAGUCAGUUCUUGUAUAGCGCAUAAUACACUAUGAAUAACGUCUCUAUGCGCUUCCAAAAGACUUGGAUAUUAUUACCCCGGCUUUAGCUGGGCUACCUAGGCGCUCAAGCAUUCAAGGAAUUUCUUCCUACCGGGUACCCAUUCACCUCACCUAGGUCGAGUGCAGCACAAUGUGGAUAAAUUUCUUGCUGAAGGAAAUUACGCCAUGGCUGGGAUUCGAACCCAUGACCCUGUUUCAAAGUCAGAAGACUAAUCCACUGGGCCACAACGCUCCACAUACACAAAAUAUCAUAGGUCAUUGUCUUUUUUACAUAUCCACUCAAAUUGGUGAUUGCCAGAUUAUCAAUAACACACGCCAGCAUUGUUUCAUAGAAUAUUGAUAUUUCCUUCUGAUGAAAAUAUGAGGGCGAUAGUAUUUCAUAUCCUACAGUGCUUUCAUUCAAUAUAUCCUUUAUCUUGCCAAGGAACACAUUUUGUUUACAUGUUUUGUUCUAUGCAUAUCAUUUACACAUUGUAAUUUCAGGAAACACUGAAUUGUCAAAUGUUACUUUUACUCACAUUCUCGAAUGCAAUACUUUUCAAAAUUUAUUUAUAUUGAGUUUGUUUUCUUCCAUUAUUCAUGUUUUUCAGCAUUAUGAGUUUCUAAUUUACAUUUUCUUUGCAUUGAACCUUUGAAUGACCCACUAAUUUUAUUGGAGAGAACAAGUUCUGUACUGCAUUAACCCUGACAUUUUUCUGUUAAAGGUUCACACUGCAUUGUUUUAAAACUUCCUUUCAAGUCUCCUGCAAACUUUGGACCAAAUUUACAACAAUGCGGGUAUGCUGAUCCAAAAUUAUGCAAAUAUUGCCUGGCAAAUUUGAUAGAUGUGUGAAGGACCAACCAGACCAUUUUGGUUCACACAAAUAGAUCAUUUCAACACUUGCAAUUAUUAGUAAUAACAUACAUGUAUGAAAUUCUGCCAGAAAAUUAAUUUUGUAUAAAAACUUGAAGGAAAUUAUAGACUGUUAUUAGAGGCUUAGUUCAGUAUACAGGCUCAGUAGGCUGAAAACAUACUGAAAGAGGUGUAUAUCGUAAUAUUUAUGUUCAAAUGAUAUUUGUUAGUUUGUUUAUAGUUGCAAUUGUAACAGCAGAGGCUUGACAGAAGCGGAGAGGUUGUAUUCUGGUUUGCUAGUUUGUAAAGCAAAAAGAGGCCUAUUACUCUCAUUAAUGUCAAUUACUUAUACAAGGGGGCCUCAUGAUCAUAAUUCACAAGUGUUUGAAAUGCUCUCAGUACCAGUAUAUCAUAUAAAGCUAUGUUUGAAUGUAUUGAAAUAUACCUGUUUAUUAUUGUAUUAAUAGAAAGUAUUUGAAUUUCAGGAAGCAAAGGCAAUCACUACAGUGAGACCUGUGCCAGAUUUUAUAAAUGUUUUUCUAUGGGAACUUUUCAUGAUACCAAAAAAAGAGACAUCUAGAGCACCUGAUAGUGUGAAUGUGGAGCCAGAUUUAUAAACAUUAAGAAAUGUAUGUUUACCUUUAAUCAUUUCUGGCUUGAAAGGUGAAAUUGCACAAAAUAUUGUUUUCAACAGCAACAGUAAUAAAUUUUAUGUAUGUUCCUUUCUCCACUUCAUUGAACAAGCUUUUAAGUUAACAUUUUUCUACUUUCUACAUUGUAUUUUUCUUUUAGUUAGUGCCUUAUCUUUAUUCAUACAUAUAAACCUAUUCUUAUAAUUCUUAGAAUAAUUUCAAAUUUAGAAAGAUCUGAAAAUGCGUAUGGUAUUAUUUGUAGGAAUAGCAUCAUAACGAUGUGCUGGGUUAUUAAAAUUUUAACAGUAUGUAUUCAUUAACCCAUGAAUAUAACAAAAAUUUAUUUUCUUUAGAUCUUUAUUGGAAUAAAUACAAAGAAAGAUAAUA
Lytechinus pictus (painted urchin) is the source of this 4886-nucleotide messenger RNA. RefSeq names its product anoctamin-10-like. The transcript has 15 exons. NCBI's taxonomy places the organism in Eukaryota, Metazoa, Echinodermata, Echinoidea, Temnopleuroida, Toxopneustidae. Bases 56 to 2326 code for a protein of 756 amino acids. The record is from RefSeq and is a predicted model, not a curated record.